Dracunculus medinensis (Guinea worm) is the source of this 1212-nucleotide messenger RNA. Lineage: Eukaryota; Metazoa; Nematoda; Chromadorea; Rhabditida; Dracunculidae. The record is from the annotation of a GenBank genome assembly.
GAGUGGAAAAAUUGUUCUCGAAGAGAAUUAAACGACUGUACCACUUCAGUAAAAGCGGAUAUCAAUGUUAUGCGCCAAAAAAUCUAUCAACUUGAAAAGAUUGCUAACAAAAUAGAAUCUCGAGAAGAUCACCAAGAAUUAUUAUCGCAGAUCAAAGAGCAUCAUGAUGAAGUGGAACGUAAUCGCGAAUUGCUUCGGCAAAUCGUUGCAUCCUUGAUGAAAAAUAUAGGUUAUCAGUCACGAAAUGAAUUAUUUUAUGGAAAUGAAAAUGCUAAAGCAAGCGAAUUGCGCACUCGCACGAAACAAGUUGAUAAUAUGAAAAAGGAAUCUGCAAAAGUAACGGAAAAUCUUUCUGCCCUUGUUGCACGAAUGAGUGAUCAGUUAGCGUUAUCGGAAACAACUACAUCAACUUUAAUUCAUUCAUCUGCACUUCUUAAAGGGACUGAAGUUGAAUUUUCAUCAAUGGCUGCUCAUAUUCAAAGUGGAGGAAAAUUGAUAUCGAAAUAUGGCAGAAAAGAAUGCACCGAUAAAUUUUUGGUGGCCUUGGCUUUAUUUCUUUAUUUCGUUGUCAUUUUCUAUAUUCUUCAUAAAAGGAAUUUCUGUAUAUUUACGAUGAAAUGGACGACUUUGCAUCAUUCCUUAAUAUUAUUCCCACUUUUUCUAUUGUUGAUGGCACUUGAUGUUGAACGAACGAAGUUGUGCAAUUUUUUGCUAGAGAAUAAAGCAGAAGAAGCGAAGCGAAUCCUCUUGCAGCAUAACGACCUUAUUUUCUCGAAGGAUGAUUCAGGUCGAGCAGCAAUACAUUGGGCUGCAACUGGUGGUUGUCUUGAAAUUGUACAGUUCUGUGUAUCUCUUGAUGAAAAUGCUGCUGCAGACCCUGAUGAUUCAGGAUGGACACCUUUAAUGAUCGCCUGCUCAGCUGGACGAAUAAAUGUUGUAAAAUAUUUGCUAAAUAUUACUGUUGACGUGAAUGUGCGAAAUAAGAAUGGGCAAACACCACUACACUAUGCAGCAAGUAAAAACUACCUCCAGAUUACGAGUCUUCUAAUUGAAAAUGGCGCAGACGUUAAUGCACAGGAUAAAUAUUUGGCGACUCCACUACAUAGAGCUGCUUCUCAAGGGCAUGAAAAAGUAUUUUUUGAUAAAAUUCGAUUAAAAUCGCCAAAGGUUUCCUAUAGCUUUUUAAUUUGCGAUAUCAUAUUUUACUCUUAA